Molecule: messenger RNA, 1329 nt
Organism: Seminavis robusta
Lineage: Eukaryota; Bacillariophyta; Bacillariophyceae; Naviculales; Naviculaceae
Source: the annotation of a GenBank genome assembly
AUGAAACUGUUGGCAUCAUCAUCAUCAUCCUCUUCAUCCACGAUGAUGCCUGUUACACAACUACAUGUGGCAUUGCUGCUGUCUGGCCUUUCGAGUGUUUCCGCCGAAUUGCGACGCAACGGCGAGAUUUGCGUUUCGCCUACCAACACCUACACAGCCAAGGUAGACAUCCACGCGUCUGAGAGAGGCUACUAUGUGUUUGAAGAAUGCGGGGAAGACUGGGUCAAUCCAACCAUUGGCCUGGAAUUUGGACAAGUCUACACCUUUAUCCAAAAGCACAAAAGCAAUUACUGGCAUCCCAUUGAUUUUAGCUACUUUCCAGAUGCUCAUCACGUGGGAGCAGAACUCCUAGAUCCACGUACCAAGGGCAAUGACGGUGGGGACUCCAUCAUUAGUAAUUUGCCAAAUCAGCAAACUACCACUACUAGUGCUGCUUCUGCCAAUGGUCCAGCAGACACUUGUGCCACCAACAUGACCUGCCCUGCUCCCAUGUACUUUUUGAAUGAUGGGUAUCUGGGAACGUACAGCAACAUUAAAGAAGUUGCACCCAUCACAAGCAACGAACACGACAUUGGACUCGAACUAUACGAAGACUUUUUCUUCAAGUCCAUGGCCACUUGGACCGGAUUCGGAACUUUUUCCAUCCAACUCAAGUUCGACGAUGAAUCGUACACUGGAAAGGAUAUUUUCUAUUACUGUCGAAUCCAUCAGUUCAUGGCCGGACGAAUGAAGCUACUCAAGAACGGGGUUCCUGUCAAUGAACAGGACGAUCCACCCAUGUACUUUGAAAUGGAAACACCGGGACAGUUCGAUGCCAUGUGUGGAACCUACGGUUUGGAUGCGUUCCAACUACCGCAUCCUCAAUGCCCCGAUCGAUUCGUUUGCGAUGUCGAUGAACGCAUGAGAGACUUUGCUUCCUGCAUCGACGCCAUGAUGCUACCGGGAUGCCACAUGAUACUUGGCAUGACGACCAAGGUUUCGUCCAAGACGGAAUUGGCCUUGUUUGUGCAUCAAAUGAUUCCGCAUCAUCAGAACGCCGUGAACAUGGCCAAGGCAUUGUUAAAGGCUGGCUUUUUACCAUGUGACGAUUUGACGAAUGAGGAGGAUCCGUACUGUAUCAUGCAAUCGCUGUUGUAUGGUAUCGUGAAUCGUCAGAAUCACGAGAUUGGAGUGAUGAGCAAGAUUUUGGCGGGUUUGAAUCUUCCUCCUACGGACGAUUGCGAAGUGUUGGUGGGGGACGAAGGUCUGCAUGGAUCGAGUCGAGGAUUGAAGGGGAUGGCAGUGACUGCCGCUGGUGCCAUGUUUGGAGCCGCCGCUCAUGCAUUUUAG